Colletotrichum truncatum is the source of this 1710-nucleotide messenger RNA. Its product is annotated as isoamyl alcohol oxidase (FAD binding domain-containing protein). The record is from RefSeq and is a predicted model, not a curated record. NCBI's taxonomy places the organism in Eukaryota, Fungi, Ascomycota, Sordariomycetes, Glomerellales, Glomerellaceae. Gene Ontology annotation, molecular function: oxidoreductase activity; FAD binding.
AUGAAGAGCUUUGUCCUUCAGGCGGCCCUCGCUGGCGCAGCCCUCGCAGCCCCGAGUUCGUUCAUUGACACCGUCUCUGAGCGUGCCACCAACAGCUGCAAGUGCUUCCCUGGAGACAGUUGCUGGCCUUCGCAGGUAACUUGGGAUGCCCUCAACACCACUGUUGGAGGUAACCUGAUCGCCACUGUUCCCCUGGGUUCUCCUUGCCAUGAUCCUACCUACGAUGCCGCGACCUGUGCCACUUUGCAGAGCAAAUGGCAAGACUCUGAGAUUCAUAUGGAGUCUUCCUCCUCCAUUAUGGCUCCCUUCUUCGCCAACCAGAGCUGCGACCCCUUUCAACCGCAGUCUCGUGCCUGCCUGUUGGGUAACUAUGUCGUCUACGCUGUUGAUGCAAAGACCCCUGAGCACAUCCAGGCCACCAUUGCCUUCGCCAAGGAGCACAACAUCCGCUUCGUGGUCCGUAACACCGGUCACGACUACCUCGGUCGUUCCACAGGUGCUGGAGCUCUCUCCGUAUGGACUCAUCACAUGAACAGCGUCAGUAUCGUUGACUGGAACACGGCUGCGUAUACUGGCAAGGCCGCCAAGAUUGGCGCGGGUACCCAGGGUUUCGAGGUCAUGGAAGCUGCCCACAAUGCUGGUCUUGCUAUUGUUGGAGGCGAGUGUCCGACUGUCGGUAUCGCUGGUGGCUACACCCAGGGUGGCGGUCACUCUGCUCUUUCCACUUCCUUUGGUUUGAGUGCUGAUAACGUUCUCGAAUGGGAGGUCGUCACCGCCGAUGGCAAGCUUCUGACCGCAUCCAAGACCGAGAACGACGACCUUUUCUGGGCUCUCUCCGGUGGUGGUCCUGGCAACUGGGGUGUCGUGACCUCCAUGACUGUCAAAGCCCACCCGGACGCCAAGUUUGGAGGUGCUACUCUCGUGAUCCAGGCUGCUGAGAACGACAACGAGGCGUUUUUCAACGCUAUUGACGCCUUCCAUGAGGAGCUGGCAGGCAUGGUUGACGCUGGAACCAUGGUUGUUUACUACUUUGCCGCGGCCUUCUUCCAGAUCGCCCCGUUGAACGCAUACAACAAGACUGCCGACGAGGUCAAGACCAUCCUGGCUCCCUUUGUCUCCCGCCUUGAGGCCCUCGGUAUCAAGUACACCGUCAGCUACUCCGAAUACGAAAGCUACUACAACCACUACGACAAGUUCUUCGGCCCCCUGCCCAUCGGCAACAUCCAGGUCGGCAUUGCGCAGUAUGGCGGUCGUCUGAUUCCCCGCGACAACAUCACCAACAUCGGCUCCUUUUCUCGCAGCAUCGCUGCCAAGGGCGCCACUUUCAUUGGCGUCGGCACUGAUGUUGGCAAGUUCGGCAACAAGGACACCAACUCUGUUACCCCCGCCUGGCGUAACGCCCUUGUCCAUGCUACCCUUACCACCGUGUGGAGCUUUACUGCUCCCUGGGAAGACAUGCUCGCCAACCAGAAUCUGAUGACCAACGUCCUUAUGAAGGAGAUCGAGGCCUUGACCCCGAACGGUGGCGCCUAUAUGAACGAGGCCGACUUCCAACAGCCCAACUUCCAGAAGGAGUUCUUUGGCAACAACUACAAGUCUCUUUUGUGCCUGAAGCAGAAGUGGGACCCUGAGGGAUUCUUCUAUGCUCGCAACGCUGUUGGAAGCGAGCAAUGGAGCGUUGCCAGCAAUGGCAGGAUGUGCCGUGUUUAA